Molecule: messenger RNA, 7098 nt
Organism: Salvelinus namaycush (lake trout)
Lineage: Eukaryota; Metazoa; Chordata; Actinopteri; Salmoniformes; Salmonidae
Product: plexin-B1-like
Exons: 37
Coding region: 1-6720 (2239 amino acids)
Biological process (GO): regulation of GTPase activity; negative regulation of cell adhesion; regulation of cell migration
Cellular component (GO): semaphorin receptor complex
Molecular function (GO): protein binding; semaphorin receptor activity
Source: RefSeq, a predicted model, not a curated record
AUGGCGUCCAGAAUAUUUGCCAUGCCGCUUGGGAUGGCUCUGAUCUCAGCCCUGCUCAUCCUCCUACUGAUCACCACCUCAUUCUCCCUCGCUGUCCGCACUUAUCCACGCUUCUCCAGAAAUGACACUUCUUUUGAGCACCUGGUCCUGCACCCGGAUCCCUCUGUGGGCACGGUUUAUGUGGGGGCCAGGGACCACCUAUUCCAACUGGAUGGGCUAGACGGCCUGCGUCUGGAGCAUGAGGAGAGGACCGGCCCUGUGACUGAUAGUAAGGAGUGUCUUCCCCCUGUCACCGAGGCCAACUGCCCCCAGGCCCGGCACACCUCCAACCACAACAUGCUGCUCCUGGUGGACCCAUCAGCCAUGGAGCUCAUCACCUGUGGUAACGUCCACCAGGGCACCUGCCAGAAGCGCAGCCUGACCUCUGUGAAGGAGGUCCUGUUCUCCACAGAGAGGCCGGUGGAUACCCAGUACGUGGCGGCCAACGACCCGGAGGUGUCCACAGUGGGGCUGGUGGUGGGGCCCCGAGGCGGGGAGCGGGCCGUGCUCUACGUGGGGCGUGGUUACACAAGCAGCCAUCCGCCCAUCUCCACACGCCAUCUGGCCCACGAGCCUGUGUUCUCUUACGAGGAGACGGCCAAGCUGGCCGUGGCGGGAAGGCUCUCGGAGUACGACCACCAUUUUGUAGCCGCUUUCGCUCGCCGUGGGCAUGUGUACUUCUUAUUCUAUCGCCGUGACAUUAAGGCUGUGUCGCGGGAAUACCGUACGUAUGCUGCCCGCGUGUGUCUGGAUGACACCUCCUACUAUUCCUAUGUAGAGGUACCCCUGGUGUGUCACUCCUCCUCUACCUCCUCCCCAGAGAGGAACUACAACCUCCUCCAGGCAGCCCAGGUGGGUCAGGGGGGUGGCAGAGAGGGGGACACCCUGCUGGGGGUGUUCUCCACCCGGGUCAGCUCUUCCAACGGGCCCUCCGAGGACUCCGCUCUGUGUGUGUUCCCUCUGGACGAGCUGGAUAGACUCAUCGACUCCACACGAGACCUGUGCUACACACUGGAUGGCCAUGUGAAGGGAGUAGGCGAGGUGGCCUACAUAGAGUAUGAGGUCAAGUCCAGCUGUGCCAACUUACCUACGAACACCCUAAAGGCUUAUCCCUGUGGCUCUGACCACACCCCCAGUCCAAUGGCCAGCAGGGUACCCAUGGAAGCUGAGGCAGUAUUGGACAGCCCAUCUGCCCGUCUCACUGCUGUGGCUGUCGGUAUGAGGGUGUUCCUAGGCUCUGGAGGCAGGGUGGAGAUGUACUCCUCCAUGCUCAUCCAGCCCAACUCGCCCGUCAGCAGUGACCUCCUGCUGGACCAGACGGAGACGCACAUCUACGUCAUGACCGGCGCAAUGGUGGAGAAGCGACCGGUGGCAGAGUGUGGAGAUCACCUGGACUGUCAGGCCUGUCUUUCAGCACGAGACCCUUACUGUGGCUGGUGUGUUCUGGAGGGCAGGUGUGGCCAGCGUUCACAGUGCAGUCGGGGGUCUCUGCAGGGCCAGUGGCUGUGGAGCUUUGACCACCAGCAGCAGCAGUGUCUCGGUAUCCAAUCCCUGAGCCUGUAUAACAUCAGCCGUGGAGAGGAGACAGACAUUGCUGUGUCAGUGAAGGGGUUGCCCAGUCUAGUGCAAGGCGAAGCAUACAGCUGUUUCUACCAGGAUGUGGAACGUCUGGCCACCGUCACAGACACUGGUGUGACCUGCUCUACUCCCGACGCCAGCAGGUUGCCUCCCAUUGGCCAGGGAGAAGACUCAGUCACCAUCCCCCUGUCCCUUCGCUUCCUCAAUGUGACUGUGGCUGCUCGGGAGUUCACCUUCUUUGACUGUGGUGUGGUCCAACAGCUCUCUGGACUCAUGCCGUGCAGAGGGUGUGUGAGCAGUCGCUGGGGCUGUAACUGGUGUAUUCACCAGCACAUGUGCACCAAUAAAAUCUGUGAUGAGGGAGUCACAAUUUACAACAAACACUUCAAACCAACAUUCACUCCCCCAGCAACCAAACAAUCUGACACUCUAACUCCAACUCUCCUGGCUGCCCCAACACUCCCACCCACAGGGACAUCUAUUAGGACCACUCCCCCAGUCCCGGCCAGCACACCUGUGCCCCCAUCCACCAUACCCACCACCCCCGAACCAACCGCAGUCCCCACCACCCACUCACCAACCAUUGCCACCACCACACCCUCAACCACACUGGCCACUCAGGCUACCACUGCAACACUAGAGGUGACAACCAGUCUGCAGGCAGGGACAAAGACCACCGCUGGAGAGACCUCAGUGGAUGGAGAUGGGAGCCUCCCCAGGACUACUGCUGGAACAGGGGAGACGGAGCAGACAACAGUCACUAGGGUUGAGCUGCUAGACUGGCCCGAGUCUCCAGAAACUGUGGCUCCUAGUAGUACAAAUGGACUCACCGACACUGACCACACUGUGCCGGAGCCCUCUGACACCACCUCAACCACUGCUAGUGGUGUCCCCCUGUUAAUGGACCUGCCCACUGGCUCUGACGGGGAUGAAGUCCCCCUGUUAAUGGACCUGCCCACUGGCUCUGACGGGGAUGAAGUCCCCCUGUUAAUGGACCUGCCCACUGGCUCUGACAAGGAUGAAGUCCCCCUGUUAAUGGACCUGCCCACUGGCUCUGACGGGGAUGAAGUCCCCCUGUUAAUGGACCUGCCCACUGGCUCUGACGGGGAUGAAGUCCCCCUGUUAAUGGACCUGCCCACUGGCUCUGACGGGGAUGAAGUCCGCCUGGCCCCCUCUGAAGGUACAGACUCACCUCCCUGGACAAAGGAAUGGGAGAAGGGAGAGGGAGAGACAGAGAUGGACCCUCCAACAUCCUCUGCCACAGUGCCCUCUGGAGAUGAUGACCCAAACCAGCCCUCUCAAUCCUUUACCCUCACACCUGACCCUGACUCUUCAGCAGACUACCAGUCUGACUCCUCUGAAAUUGAUCUGCCGGACUGCCCGUGUGUGGAGAAGGUCCAGGGCUCCUCUCUCGUUCCUGUUAAUGUGGAGCGGAAGAUCACUCUGGUGGGACGCCACCUUCACCUCUUCCAGGAUGAGGAUCUGGACUAUGAGUGUGUGCUGACCAUCGAAGGGCGGUCAGUGGUGGUGGACGCGUACGUGGAGACAGACGACACCCAGCCCUCUCUCUACUUCAUCACCUGCCAGCUACACCAGUACGCCUAUACUGCCUUUGUGGAGGAGUACAAUGCCGUGAUCAAUGUGAGGAGGAGAAACACCUUUCAGAUUGAUAGUGCGGACGACCUUCAUGUGACGUUGUUUAACUGCUCUGUGGGCCGGUCAGACUGCAGCCGGUGUCGUACGGCUGAUCAGAAGUACGGCUGUGCGUGGUGCGGGGGAGCUCGCUCCAAAUGCAGUUACCGGGACUCCUGCGCUGGCGAGAUCAAGCAGUCCUGCCCAGCACCCGUCAUCCACUUAAUGGAGCCCAUCUCUGGACCAGUAGAAGGUGGUACUGUGGUGACCAUCUCAGGCUCCAAUCUUGGACAGAAAGCUGAAGACAUCCAGAACUCUGUCACUAUAGCUGGUGUCCCCUGCACGGUCAUCAACAGCAGAUAUGAGAUCUCCUCAAGGAUUGUGUGUGAGACCACAGCCAGUGGGGGAGAGAAGAGUGGUCAGGCCUCAGUCGAGGUGAGAGGAGGGGGGCUUGGACUCUCCAGUCAAAGGUUCAGCUUCCAGGACCCGGCUCUGAUUGGGAUAGCCCCUCAGAAGGGGCCCAAGGCUGGGGGCUCAGCAUUGACCAUAAUGGGCCAGAGCCUGAAGACUGGACACCCCAGUGAGGUCAGCGUGCUUAUUGGAGGAGUCUCAUGCCUCAUCUCUGAGGUCGUGGAUGACCAGAUUACAUGUAUGACAGGGGGCAGCAACAGAACUGGAGAGCAUGGAAUCACAGUCCGGUUUGGUAGAGCAGAACGCCAUCUACAGGGAGCCAUCUAUCAUUACACCUCAGACCCUAACAUAACCAUGGCUGCACCCUCAAAAAGCUUCCUCAGUGGUGGAAGAAUGAUCCGUGUGUCUGGGCAAAACCUAGAUGUAGUGCAGGUGCCCCGAAUCCGGGUGACCCUUAGUCCUCUGGAGUCCCUUUCUCCAAGGAAGAAGAGGAGGACGAGGAGGAGCAGCAGAGAUGGAGAGAGUAGAGUGAGACGCACAGAAAUCCCACUCAAGAGGCAAAGACGGAUAGUUCCUGAGCCAGACUGUCUUGAAGACGCACUCUGUGUGGUAAAACGGUUUGAGACGAGUUGCGCCGUGAGCAGCUCCUCUCUGAUGCUGUGCCCUACGCCUGCCGUGGGGACAGAGGCCCACCAUGCUCGGGUCAAGGUGGACUUCCUACUGGAUAACCUGCACUUUGACUUCAACUCUGUGGGCAGUGGGGCUUUCAGCUACGAGCUCAACCCCAGGCUGUACCCACUGAACCAGAAUGACCCCAGCAAACCCUACCACCACAAACCUGGCAGCAUCAUCUCUGUGGAGGGGGAGAACCUGGACCUGGCCAUCUUUAAGGAGGAGGUGGUGGCUCUGAUUGGGGAAGGGGUAUGCUCUGUGAAAACCUUGACCCAUAACCACCUCUACUGUGAGCCUCCAUCCCAGCAGCCCUCUGUGAUGGCCAGCAAGAAGCAGGAGGGCAUGGAUUCUCUCCCCGAGUUCACUGUCCAGAUGGGGAACCUGAACUUCUCCCUGGGUAGAGUGCAGUAUGACACCCAAGGCCAGUCCACCUUCCCCCUGGAGGCCCAGGUGGGCGUAGGGGUGGGGGCUUCCAUCGUAGCCCUCAUCGUUGUCAUCAUAGUGCUCAUAUAUAGGAGGAAAAGCAAACAGGCUGUGAGGGACUACAAGAAGGUCCAGAUUCAGCUGGAGAAUCUGGAGACCAGUGUGAGGGACCGCUGCAAGAAAGAGUUCACAGACCUGAUGACUGAGAUGAUGGACUGUUCAAGUGACCUGGUGGGUUCUGGUAUUCCCUUCCUGGACUACAAGGCGUAUGCAGAGCGCAUUUUCUUCCCUGGCCACCGGGAGUCGCCACUGAGGCGAGAUUUGGAUGUGCCGGAGUGCCGUAGACAGACGGUGGAGCAGGGACUAGUUCAACUGUCCAACCUCCUCAACAGCAAACUAUUCCUCACCAAGUUCAUCCACACCCUGGAGGUGCAGCGGACCUUCUCUCCUCGGGACCGGGCCUACGUGGCCUCCCUGCUCACCGUGGCCCUGCAUGGGAAGCUGGAGUACUUCACUGACAUCCUCAAGACUCUGCUAAACGACCUGGUGGUGCAGUACGUGGCCAAGAACCCCAAACUCAUGCUCCGAAGAACUGAAUCGGUGGUUGAGAAGCUCCUGACCAACUGGAUGUCCAUCUGUCUGUUCACCUUCCUGAGGGACACUGCAGGGGAGUCCUUCUACAUGCUGUUUAGAGCCAUUAAACACCAGGUGGACAAAGGACCGGUGGACGCCGUGACAGGAAAGGCCAAGUACACACUCAACGACAACAGGCUGCUCCGCGAGGACAUAGAGUACAACACCUUGACGCUGAAUGUCCUCAUGCCAGCGACAGGCAACGGUGGCGUGCCCCAGACCGCUCCUGCCAAGGUGCUGGACUGUGACACCAUAACCCAGGUGAAGGAGAAGGUCCUGGAGCAGGCAUGGAAGGGCAUGUCCUUCUCCCAGAGGCCCCACACAGACUCUCUCCACCUGGAGUGGCGUGCGGGCAUGGCAGGUCACCUGAUCCUGUCAGACGAGGACUUGACGUCGGUGGUGCAGGGCUCCUGGAAACGCCUCAACACCCUGCAGCACUACAAGGUUCCGGAUGGAGCCACUGUUGCACUGGUACCCCGGAACUCCAAACACAUCCACAAUGACAACCAUGACUACUUUCCUGGAGAGAAGACGCCCAUGUUGGACGAUGGGGACGAGGGAGGUGUGAAGCUCUGGCACCUGGUGAAAGCCAAUGAGGAGCCAGACCUGCCCAAACACAGGCGUGGCAGUCUGAGAGAGAGGGAGAGAGAGAGGGCCAAGGCCAUCCCCGAGAUCUACCUCACACGCCUACUCUCCAUGAAGGGCACACUGCAGAAGUUUGUGGAUGACUUGUUCACAGUGAUCCUGAGCACUAACCAGCCAGUUCCCAUGGCUGUCAAGUACUUCUUUGACCUGCUGGAUGAGCAGGCUCUGCAGCACAACAUUACAGACCCUGAGACCAUCCACAUCUGGAAGACUAACAGUUUACCGCUGAGGUUCUGGAUCAACAUCUUGAAGAACCCCCAGUUCAUCUUUGAUGUUCAGGCAUCAGACCAUGUGGAUGCUGUGCUGUCUGUCAUAGCCCAGACCUUCAUGGACUCAUGUACCAUCGCAGAGCACAAGCUGGGCAGGGACUCUCCUAUCAACAAGUUGCUGUAUGCCAGAGAUAUCCCACGGUACAAGCAGAUGGUAGAGAGAUACUAUGCUGACAUCAGGCAGACCAUUUCUGCCAGUGACCAGGAAAUGAAUUCUGCUCUUGCAGAACUGUCUCGAAAUUAUGCUGGUGAGGUGAACUACCUUGUAGCCCUGCAUGAGCUGUACAAGUACAUCAACAAGUACUAUGAUCAGAUCAUCACUGCUCUAGAGGAGGACCCUACAGCUCAGAAGAUGCAGCUGGGCUACAGGCUCCAGCAGAUUGCGGCUGCCGUGGAAAAUAAAGUCACUGACCUAUGAUAACAGAGUGGCCCUGAGACGGGACAGGCCGAGACCCUGAGGAAAAGACACCUGCUGAGAGGAGUAGUCCGAAAGGAAAAGAAUGUGUGAAAAGGAAAAAGACCUUGUGCAUACAGGGUGUAAUUUCCCUCUCUUUUUGGCAGACUGAAGGAAGUAAAGAAGGUUGAGGGGCACUCAGUGGUGCCCUUCUCUUUUUGCCAUAUCUGUGUAGAGUUACUGUGCGUAGAUUCUCCUGACAAGCUGCACAGGAGAUUUCCAUAGCAACCUGACUACAUUUACCCACUGCUACUCAGUGUGUACAUACAUAGACAUUAUCCUGAGUAAAUGAGCAAAGCCCUGUUGAACUCUCUGGACUGCUGCAGAGUUACUGCAACACAA